UUUGGGUUCUCUUUGGACAUUGUUCAACGCUCCUGUAAACUAGCUGCAAAAAGAGACCCAUACGUUGAUUACAAGCUCUGUGUUAAGAGCCUACGAGCCAACCCCAGUUCAAAAGAUGCAACGUUCAAGGAUUUGGUCCUGAUUUCGAUCGAGCAAUCGAAGGCUAAUGCGACGGCAAUUGGGUCGGAGAUUACGGGGCUCUUAAAGGGCGGUGGGAAAUGGGGGAAGUAUUCGACGAGUUGUUUGGAGAGCUGUUUGGAGGUUUAUUCUGAGGCUGUUUCGGAUUUGAAAUUGGGUUUGGUUGCUGUCAAAAUGGGGGAUUAUGAAACUGCAAAUACAGAGGUGAGUGCCGCCAUGGAUGCACCUUUGACUUGUGAAAAUGGGUAUAAUGAGAAGGAUGGGGAAGUUUCUCCUUUGACAGAGAAGAACGGUGGGUUCUUUCA
Messenger RNA from Cucurbita pepo subsp. pepo (vegetable marrow), 443 nucleotides. Lineage: Eukaryota; Viridiplantae; Streptophyta; Magnoliopsida; Cucurbitales; Cucurbitaceae. The record is from RefSeq and is a predicted model, not a curated record.